CCAUUUAUAGCCCCUCCAUUCUCCUCUUCCUGUUCGUCUCUCUUCCUCGCCUGCUCCACAAGACGAAGACUGAAGAAAUAGCCAACCGAACCCUAAAUCGAAGAGCAGUUUGAUCGUAUUUUUUUUUUGGAUGAACGAUCGGCGAUGAGCUGCAACGGGUGUCGAGUUCUUCGAAAGGGAUGCAGCGAAUCCUGCGUUCUGCGGCCGUGUAUUCAGUGGAUCGAGAGCCCGGAGGCUCAGGGCCACGCCACCGUUUUUGUCGCCAAGUUUUUCGGCCGCGCCGGACUCAUGUCUUUCAUCUCCGCCGUACCUGAGACGCAGCGUCCUGCUCUGUUUCAGUCUCUUUUAUAUGAAGCCUGCGGGAGGACUAUCAAUCCGGUGAACGGAGCUGUAGGACUUUUGGCGACGGGGAAUUGGAGUCUCUGUCAGGCGGCGGUCGAUAAGGUGCUCCGUGGUGGAACACUCUCUCCUCAGCCGGAGCUCGCCGGAGCCAAAACUGGAAACUUUUUGACUGAGGCGGAAGGGGACGGGGAAAUCUGCGCCAGACCAAGAAACAACUGGCCGCCUUCUUUCUCUGCGGCUAAGCGGCGAAAGUUUCCCAUCGCCGCGGACCGGACUCAACCGCCGGCCGAUCUCCACCUUUGCCUUACGCAGCGGUCCUCUGCUCCCACCGGCAUGGACGAUAAGCGGCGGCCGGGAUCGCCAUCCAUGAAUUCUGAGGAGUCUGUUACGACUACCGAAGAUAACUUCCAUGAUCGCCGUCCGAGGCUUCUAAAUCUGUUAGUCUGACGAAACUCUUCAGAAAUUUUCACCGAAGGGUUUCCGGCCAUGGAAAGUUAACUGAGGAUCUACAUGUAUCUCUGUGUGCGCGUGUUUGUGCGUUAGUUAUGCGGGUGAAGUUUUGUGGUCUCGUUUCAGAGGCCGUGAGGCGUUUUUUUGUAUGUUUUUUUAACCCCUUUUUCUCUGUACUCCCCACGGCGAGGAUUCCCGUCCGGAAAAUGAUAUCGCCGCCGGCAACUUCAAUAAAUUGAGAAAUAAAUAAUAAUUUCUUAAAA
Messenger RNA from Phalaenopsis equestris, 1055 nucleotides. RefSeq names its product LOB domain-containing protein 37-like. The record is from RefSeq and is a predicted model, not a curated record. Gene Ontology annotation, biological process: regulation of gene expression. The transcript is spliced from 2 exons. NCBI's taxonomy places the organism in Eukaryota, Viridiplantae, Streptophyta, Magnoliopsida, Asparagales, Orchidaceae. The coding region runs from base 145 to 789 and encodes 214 amino acids.